ACAUCUUAUUCAAUGGACCUAUUCAUUUUUGUGCAGUCUUCAUUGAAACCCUCUUUCUUUCUCUUUUUGUACUGUCUAUUUUCUUUCUUUUCCCUUGGCGCACACACAAAUAAAUUAAUUUCCAAGCCCCAUUAAUAUCCCGAAGCUUCUUUUAAGACGAAGCCUCUCUCUCUCUCUCUUUAUUUUAAUGGAAACUCAUAGACAACCUGAUAGCCAUACCGAAAACAGUGAUACAUCAAUAACCAAAGACAUGAGUCAACAUUAUACCCCUCUACGACAGUCUGACAACCAACAGAAGAUGUCCCGAUAUUGGGCAUUUUGGGCUCAGCAUGAUUAUUUAGCAGGCUUCAUCUAUCGUCUAUGCGCAUUCAUUGUCGUCCUUGGCGUCCUGAUCGCUCUUGGCCUCGGUCUCAAAUAUACAGAUGGUUUACCUUCAUCUGAGGAUUUUUCCAACCUUCAAUUUGAUUGGAAGAUUGAUCCAAGUGAAACACUACGGCCCUACAAUCGUUCAUUUCAAUAUAAUGUGCUUCUUGACGGUCAUACGCAUACAAAGUACAGUGAUGGAAAAAUGAACGUCCGUCAAUUGCUCGAUUGGCACCUUGCUAAUGGAUAUAAUGCAGUCAUUGUCACAGAUCAUAAUACAGUCAAAGGCGGAAUAGAAGCAGAGAAACUAGCUUUGGCCGAAUACAAUCAAUCUAUUGUCGUGAUUCCAGGCAUGGAGUAUAGCUGCUGCCGGAUCCAUAUGAACUUUAUCGACAUCAACGAAACAGUACCCGUGACAGGGCCUAACCCAACCGAUCAAGAGCUGCAGCAAGUCAUCCAAAAGGUUCAUGCACUGGGUGGCCUUGUCAUCGUCAACCAUAUUCCUUGGAGCAACACAACCGAGGCAGGAUACCAGCUACCAAGACUGCCCAACCACCCAAGCAUCGACCAACUGAUCGGUUGGGGCGUUGAUGGCUUCGAAAUUGUAAACCAAGAUGUCUUUGAUAUGGCUAGCUAUCAAGCAGCUAUUGAGCAUAAUCUCAUUCAGAUGGUCGGCAUGGAUCUUCAUCACCCCUCGGUCGGUGCACAAGCGUGGCUGACGAUCCAAGCGCCCAACAUGACACGUACGGCCAUCAUGAAUGAGAUAAGAAAUAGACGGACAUCAUUUCUGUUUGAUCCAGCCGGCACAAGGCCUCGUGUAUAUGUUGAUGCACCCUAUAGCUAUAAGCUGCUUACACCGUUACUCGCCUUGGGCGAUUAUUUUGGUAUGUUCUACGACGACUACAAGGGAAUGUAUAGUUUCCAAGGCACUUUUUGUCAGCCUGAGAGACUAAAUGUUAAUGGAACCGUCAUCGGUUGGUUUAUAUUUUGGAUUUUCUUGUUUGUUCUUUCCUUUGAGGCCCUUCGCUGGGCCAUCGUUUAUGCAAUAAAUAAACGGAGAUUGAAGCACCAUACAACUUAAAUAAACGCUGGUCCGGUCCGCACAUACCUAUUAAUUUCCUUAUUAGUAAUUUAUCUCGAUUCUUUGAAUGAUAAUUGUACGGCCUAGAAAGAAAUAGAAAAAGUGAGGAUAGCGGAAGAUGAGGUGUAUUAAGCAGGAGAUAAUGAUGGGGCUAUUGUGUUUUCUUUCUUCCUUUAUUGAUAUAUAAUAAAGUAAGUGUUCAGCUUGAUGGAUGGAUGGAUGAAAUAUAAGAAACUAAGCAUAUGAUCGAAUUAUUGUAGUAUGGCUGAUUCUGCUACGGCCGGUAAUCGUGGACGCGGAGGUUUUGGACGUGGACGUGGACGU
Molecule: messenger RNA, 1768 nt
Organism: Rhizopus microsporus ATCC 52813
Lineage: Eukaryota; Fungi; Mucoromycota; Mucoromycetes; Mucorales; Rhizopodaceae
Product: PHP domain-like protein
Exons: 4
Coding region: 188-1444 (418 amino acids)
Molecular function (GO): 5'-3' RNA exonuclease activity; 5'-3' DNA exonuclease activity
Source: RefSeq, a predicted model, not a curated record